Molecule: messenger RNA, 3815 nt
Organism: Amblyraja radiata (thorny skate)
Lineage: Eukaryota; Metazoa; Chordata; Chondrichthyes; Rajiformes; Rajidae
Gene: rrn3
Product: RRN3 homolog, RNA polymerase I transcription factor
Exons: 18
Coding region: 113-1939 (608 amino acids)
Biological process (GO): transcription initiation at RNA polymerase I promoter
Cellular component (GO): nucleus
Molecular function (GO): RNA polymerase I general transcription initiation factor activity; RNA polymerase I core binding
Source: RefSeq, a predicted model, not a curated record
UCUUCCGGAGGAAGUGCGAUCGUUUCGGAGGGCGGGAGCAGAGCAUGUCGCCGGCGGCGGGCGGCUCUGUCAGCAGCGGGUAACAGCGGCCCGCUGUCGGUUUCUGUUCACAAUGCUGGAGGAUAGUGAAUUCUUUAGUUCGCCUCCAAGGAAAACAGUCCGUUUUGGGGGAACUGUUGCAGAAACCCUAAAGAAAUAUAAACAGGGAGAUACUACAGAUUAUGAUUUGCUCAUGAUUCAGCUGGUUGAUCCAGAAAUCAAGGAUGCUCAAAUAAUCAAUUGGCUUCAGGAAUUCCGUGCCUGUGUUGCACAGUUGACAAAAGAUUUUGAGUAUCUUGUUAGCAAAAUACUGAAGCUGCCUUGGUUAUGUAGAAGCCUGUUGGUGGUCGAGGAAUACUUGGCCUUUUUAAGCAACUUAGUGUCAGCGCAGACAGUCUACCUGCGGUCUUGCCUUAGUAUGAUCGUCUCCAAUUUUGUACCAGGGAGAAUUGUUAUCCAAGAAAAUGGUGUGGAUAUCUCAGACUCUGAGGAUGAAGAUGAAAAGCUUCCACAAAAUUUUGACAUCUGUCAUCGAGCUUUACAGACAAUAGCAAAAUAUGUUCCCUCAACAACACAAUUUUUGAUGCCAAUACUGGCUGAAAAUUUUCCAUUUGUUAAUAAAUCAGCCAGAACCUUGGAAUGUUACGUGCACAAUUUGCUAAGGAUCACAGUAUAUUUCCCGGUAUUGCGCUUGGAAAUUUUGGAACUGGUCAUCGAAAAAUUCCUAAAGCUAGAUGUGAAUGCUUCGCAUAAUGAUAUUGAAGAUGCAGAAGAGACGGCCGCUAAUAGUGCGUUGUCUUCAUGCGCAGAGGAAGGUCUCUUUGAUAUGGAUGAAGACGAGAAAACUCAGAUGAUCCAGCCAAAUAGUGACAUGAUGGCUCAUCCAGUGGCUGAACGAUUGGACAUUCUGAUGUGUGUUUUGCUGUCUUACAUAAAGGAUGUUUGCUAUGUUAAUGGUGAGUUGAUGGUAACCCGGACAAAAGACUUGUACCGUGACUUGUUAGUGGUGUUCGAUAAACUGGUUCUACCCACUCAUGCUUCUUGUCAUGUUCAAUUUUUCAUGUUCUAUCUCUGCAGUUUUAAAUUGGGACUGGCAGAGAGUUUCCUAGAACAUCUUUGGAAGAUGCUUCAGAAUCCAAAUAGCCCAGCAGUAAUAAGACAAGCAGCUGCAGGUUACAUCGGAAGUUUUCUGGCCAGAGCAACGUAUAUCCCUCUGAUCACUGUGAAGGCUUGUUUGGAUCUGCUGGUCCCCUGGUUACACCACUACAUUGACAGCCAAGAUGCUGGAACUAAAGGUUAUUGUGAUGUGGUUCUUCAUGCGUCGUUCUAUUCUGUUUGCCAAGCUGUGUUUUAUAUCUUCAUAUUCCAUUGCAAGCAGUUAUUGGAUGGGAAUCUAAAAAAAGGUUUGGCAUACUUGCAGAAUCUAAAUUUUGAACGCAUGGUAAUGUGCCAGCUGAACCCACUAAAAGUCUGUUUACCUUCUGUUGUCAACUUGUUUGCUGCUAUUACUAGGAAGUAUCAAUUAGCCUUCUGUUACACAAUUAUUGAAAGAAACAAUCGACAGCUCAUUCCAGUUGUUAGGAGCAGUGCUGGAGGUGACUCGGUGCAAGUUUGCACAAAUCCACUGGAUUGCUUCUUUCCCUUUGAUCCUUACAUUCUUAAAAGAUCUAAGAAAAUCUUUGAAGGUGUUUAUCGGGUCUGGGAGGAUUUGAGCCUCCAGGAUAUUCAGGUUCCACAGAAAGUCACGAAGCAGGCUACAGCUGAAGAUGAUGAGGAUGAUUUCUUAAAAGGAGAAUCAUUGCACAGUGAAACAUUUGGGAACAUGCCAAGUUCAUUUGAGUCCAAUGUGCAAAGUCCGAGCAGCGGUUCCCCUGUAACCUUUCCAAUGCAUCAGUUUUGAAAAAUUAUAAACAAGACAAAUGUACAAAUUUUCAGACAUGGAUUCAAAGAAACAAAAUAUAGAAGUAUCUACAUGCAAGACUUUGUUUCCUACAGAAAUUGACUUUUGUGUAGGCUAUUUCAUUUCAAUUUCUAAAGCAACUGAAUUCAUCAAUUUGGUAUAUUUUUUUGUAUAUUUGUGUACAUAGUGAUUUGUAAAUUUAUAUUUACUGUUUUAAAACUAUUUUAUCAAUUGUUUCUUUUAAAUUAUCUUUGGUUCAAGACUUAUUUGAUUCUCCGUUUUUGGAGAUUCAAAUGUAUUUUCUUUCCGGAAUAGGAAAGUUCAGGAAUGUAUGUAGAACCAAUUAUUGCAAUUUCCAAAUAGAGGUGGUUAUUGCAAUCCCAAUUAAUAAUCAUCAUUAGAAUAAAUUAUCAAUCUUUGAAAUUCUUUUCAUGGUUGUAUGUGGGAAGAGUGGGGAGAUUUGAUGCAGGCAAUCAAAAUCAAACUUUGUUUGGUUGCUGUUUUGUCUCAGCUAUUCAUGUACAGGAAUUUGCUACUUAAACAACUGAUUAAAAGUAUAACACUUCCGUAGAAGUAAAAGUGAAAGAUUUGAAUGCUGCAAAUCUGAGUAGGAACUAUAAAUGUAAAAUUGAAUAAAUUGAUCAGUAUUGAUAAAUAUUGCUUAACCUUGGAAUGAAACACCACCAGAUCCUGAUAUUCAGAUGCUGUUCAUUCCAGAAUUCUCAGUUUUAACUGAAUCUUUGCAAGAUGCAUUGAGAAUUAUCUUUAGUUCGUAAUUCUGUACGAAUCGUAGCAGGGAAACUGGAACUAAAAGUAGACAAACAUUAUAGAAACAUAGAAAAAUUGGUGCAGGAAUAGGCCAUUCGCCCUUUGAGCCAGCACCGGCAUUCAUGGCUGAUCAUCUAAAAUCAGUACCCCGUUCCCCAUAUCCCUUAAUUCCUUUAGCCCUAAGAGCUAAAUCUAACUCUUGAAAAUAUCCAGUGAAUUGGCCUCCACUGCCUGGUGUGGCAGAGAAUUCCAGAUUCACAACGCUCUGGGUAAAAAAGUUUUCCCUCAUCUCAGUCCCAAAUGGCCUUCCCCUUACUCUUAAACUGACCCCUGGUUCUGGACUCCCCCAACAUCGGGAACAUUUUUCCCGCAUCUAGCCUGUCCAAUCCUUUAAGAAUUUGAUAUGUUUCUAUAAGAUCCCCUCGCAUCCUUCUAAAUUCCAGUGAAUACAAGCCCAGUCGACCCACCAUCAGUUGACCCAGUCAGUCCCGCCAUCCCGGAAUUAACCUGGUGAACCUACGCUGCCCCUCAAUAGCAAGAAUGUCCUCAAAUUAGGAGACCAAAAUUGCACACAAUACUCCUGGUGCAGUCUCACCAGGGCAAUGUACAACUGCAGUAAGAUCUCCUUGCUCCUAAACUCAAAUCCUCUCGCAAUGAAGGCCAACAUGCCAUUAGCUAUCUUCACUGCCUGCUGUACCUGCAUGCUUACUUUCAGUGACAUGUGCAAGGACACCCAGGUUUCAAUGUUAUAUACUAUUAUGUUUAAAAUUAAAACCUGAAUUUGAAUUAUUGCUCUGUAAACUAAUUCUGCUGAAAAGUUACGAAAGUAUGGUAUUCAAUUUGUGUUGCAGUUUGGUCUCUUAAGUGGUGGCGAUAAAUUGAAACAUUGGUCAUGUUUCAGAAUAUCCAAGAAUGGAAAAAUUUGAAAUUUCUUUGAAAAUAAUAUUUUGUUGCCAGAGUAAUUUUGAUGUCGUAGCUUGCACCACUUCAACAUAUUGUGUUCUGUCGUCACUAAGUCCAUGCUGAUGCUGCUUCUGUAAAAAAUAUUCCCUUUUCAAUGGUUCAAAACGUAGACAAAUCGAUAAAGUUUUGCAUUCUAUGAUACAAA